Nycticebus coucang (slow loris) is the source of this 918-nucleotide messenger RNA. Its product is annotated as olfactory receptor 4C11-like. NCBI's taxonomy places the organism in Eukaryota, Metazoa, Chordata, Mammalia, Primates, Lorisidae. The record is from RefSeq and is a predicted model, not a curated record. Gene Ontology annotation, molecular function: olfactory receptor activity; G protein-coupled receptor activity. Bases 1 to 918 code for a protein of 305 amino acids. The transcript has a single exon. Gene Ontology annotation, cellular component: membrane. Gene Ontology annotation, biological process: G protein-coupled receptor signaling pathway.
AUGAAUAACAGUGUGAAUGAAUUCAUUCUGUUUGGAUUGACACAGGAUGCUGGCAAGCAGAAAGCAGUAUUUGGGAUUUUCUUGAUUCUUUACCUUGCAACUCUGUUUGGGAACUCUCUCAUCAUGGUGACUAUUAAAACAAGCCAGACCCUUGGGAGUCCCAUGUACUUUUUCCUUUUCUACCUAUCCUUUGCUGAUGCUUGCUUUUCUACAACGACAGCCCCCAGAUUGAUUGUGGAUGCCCUUUCUCAAAAGAAGAUCAUUUCCUACAAUGAGUGCAUGACUCAGGUCUUUGCAGCCCAUUUCUUUGGAUGCACAGAGAUCUUUGUGCUCAUCCUCAUGGCCUUUGACCGCUAUGUAGCCAUUUGUAAGCCCCUGAGAUACACAACCAUAAUGAGCCACCACGUCUGUGGUAUAUUAGUGAUUUGGGCCUGGAUAGGGUCUUGCAUUCAUUCUUCGGCACAGAUUUUCCUGGCUUUGAGAUUGCCCUUCUGUGGCCCAAAUGUAAUUGAUCACUAUUUCUGUGACUUGCAGCCCCUGUUGAAACUUGCCUGCAUGGACACCUAUGUGAUAAAUUUGCUGAUUGUGUCCAAUAGUGGGGCCAUCUGCAUGCUGAGUUUCAUAAUUCUGUUUAUCUCCUAUAUCGUUAUCUUAUACUCUCUAAGAAACCACAGUGCCGAAGGAAGACGAAAAGCACUUUCCACAUGCACGUCCCACUUUAUCGUGGUUGUCAUAUUUUUUGGUCCGUGUAUAUUUAUAUACACACGCCCACCAAUGACUUUUCCAAUAGACAAGAUGGUGGCUGUGUUUUAUACCAUUGGGACACCCUUACUCAACCCUCUGAUAUAUACACUAAGGAAUGCAGAAGUGAAAAAUGCCAUGAGAAAAUUAUGGUAUAGAAAAAUUGACAUCAGUUGA